AUGCUAUUCGACAAGGGAGCGAAUGUCAAUGCUCAGGGUGGAUACUAUGGCAACGCUCUUCAGGCUGCUUCUUAUGGAGGACAUAUCGAGAUAGUACAGAUGCUAUUCAACAAGGGAGCAGAUGUCAAUGCUCAGGGUGGAGCAUAUGGCAACCCUCUUCAGGCUGCUUCUAAAGAAGGGCAUGUCAAGGUCGUACAGAUGCUGUUAGAAAAGGGAGCGGAUGUCAAUGCUCAGGGUGGACGAUAUGGCAACGCUCUUCAGGCUGCUUCGGAUGGAAGACCAGCUAAACGCGUCAAGCUCAAUAUCGCGGAUCAUGGUUAA
This is a messenger RNA of Pochonia chlamydosporia 170, 321 nucleotides long. RefSeq names its product ankyrin repeats (3 copies) domain-containing protein. The coding region runs from base 1 to 321 and encodes 106 amino acids. The transcript has a single exon. NCBI's taxonomy places the organism in Eukaryota, Fungi, Ascomycota, Sordariomycetes, Hypocreales, Clavicipitaceae. The record is from RefSeq and is a predicted model, not a curated record. Gene Ontology annotation, molecular function: protein binding.